Molecule: messenger RNA, 3715 nt
Organism: Schistosoma intercalatum
Lineage: Eukaryota; Metazoa; Platyhelminthes; Trematoda; Strigeidida; Schistosomatidae
Source: the annotation of a GenBank genome assembly
AAUUUGUCAAGGUUGGGAAUAACUAUAGUUAUUGAGCUCCUAGUAUCUAGUGUUUAAAGUUUAAUAAUCUAAUGGUGAUGAAGUGUUAUUGUGGAAUAAUGAGCAAAGCAUGUUUUGGUGAUUUACCCCGAAAUUUCUCCAAACUUUGGGGAAGGUUAUUCAACUUUGGGAAUUCCCCCAAAUUUUUUUCAGAUAUUGGUGAUUUCCCCCAAGUUGGGAGCUUGGGUAGUCUCAUUAAAAAUCCAUGCACAAAUUUCUGCACACAUAUGUAUUUUUGUACAGUGAAAAUACUAAUUCUGAAGAAAUUAACACUCAAGCAACCUUGAAAUUUUCAUCAACCAAGGUGGAUGACGAUUCCCAAUGGAGCUUUUCAACUUUCUUGGCUUUAAAUUUUCAGUCCAUACUGUAUGCUCAUAAAGACCCUAAGAUGCUAUUCGAAAUGUUUUCAUAUACUAUCAUUAUUGAUAUUCUAAACUGUCAUAUCUAUUCAUUGUUAAUUUAAGUUCGAUAUUUUCCAUUUCACCCCUAUUCAGUACUAAAGUGUUUAGAAAAAAUCCUUUUCGUUGUGCCAUUGAAGUUUUAGUGUUUGUAACGUCCAAUUUUUUGAAGUUCAUGUAAUCAAGAUUCUAAUGUUUAGUCACGUUCUAAGCCAUUUGGUGGUAUAUCAAUUUUAGUUGUCAGUUAGGCAGUUAUUUUUAUGUUCCCUAAAUCCGGAAUUUAUCGCAAAAAAUUAUCGUCUUCACAAUCAGUGUCAAUGGUGAGAUAAAAUGUGUUAGCCUAAAUCUCCGUAUAUAAUUAACACAAUAGGAUUUAACUAACAAGUUGAGUAUUAAUGGGACAAGACUAUAAUUUAUCGACGAACAAAUCAGAUAUCAGUCAGUCAGCUGCAAGGACCAGCCAUCGGUCCAAGUUGCCACACUUCAUAAGCACAACAAGACAAACACCAAAUUCAUGAAGUAGUUAUGUGGUGUGUGCUGCUUAUAUUGACAUAAGUAGUAUUUGAUGUUAGUCGUGAACAGAAGGUCUGGCAGCAGAGACACAAGAGAAUCGAAUAGUAAAGAAUGGAAAUAAUGCAAUUUGUAUGAAAAUGCAAGAACAAUGAAGUCUGAGUCAUUUUGAGAAUAUUGAUGAACAUUUUGCAAAUUAAGCAUUUACUUUAUGAUUGUUAGAUUUUAUUAACAAGUCCUGUAACUUUGUGUUAAGUACAUUCGAUUGUCCCCACUGGUGUUCUUUUCACUAUAUAAUAAUAUAUAAAAGAAGGAUUGUGUAUAAGGUUACAAUACAGAAAUAAGGAAUUAGUUUGUAGAAAGAAAAUCAGAUAUAAGAUAACAAGGCCAAGGUAAGCUGUAGUUGGUCAAAAGGGAUACAUCCCACUCGUUUGUCAAAAAAUGCGAAACCUCGUAAGCCUAUUUCCCACUUUUGCUUAGUGCUAAAGUAGAUCUAACCUCAGUAUUGCUCCUUCCCUUUUCCCAUGACACGAGUAGCGCUUCGAAUAUGUUGAAAGGGGUCUUGAUCAAUCUGUGUCUGUGAAUGUUGGUACUAAUUUAUGUACUGUUUUAUGUAACAUUAUCCCUUGAUUAAACCACUUAAUAAUUUCAUGCCUUAAUUUUGACAUGAUUUCUUUAUCUUCCAUAUUUUCUAGUUCUUUUGCUCCACAAAAGACUAUUUUGUCAUGGAUUUAUUUCCAUUCCAUUUGUUUGUUAUCUGUCGACACUAGUUCUGCGCGAUUUUCCAAUUUUUUUUAUCAUGUCUUUGAGUGAAAUAGUUGAGAAUGUAAAGCAAGCACGAGAACUGGCUUUGCUUGGAAACUAUGAAAGUUCGUUAACUUAUUAUUCUGUUGGUCUUGCUCAACUUAAGAAGUUCACUGUUUCAAUUUCUGAAGCAAACCGAAAACAACAAUGGCAAACUGUACGGCAAGAGCUUACAGAUGAAUAUGAACUGGUUAAAGACGUCAACCAAACGUUGUCUAGUUUCAAAAUAUCUGAUGAUGACUCGGGUUUGAGUGCUUUUGCCAGUCGCUAUAAUUCCCGUUCAACUGUUGAAGAGCCAACCAGAGACCCAGAUGUUUGGCCACCUCCCCCUCCUCUCGAACGAAGGCAUGGGAAUAGUUCUCAAAACGCUGGAUCAAAUAUUCAGCCAAAUCCAGUUUCUAGCUCUUACUAUAAGCCACCUGUUGCUCAUGCUCCAGCUCCCCCUCCUCCAUCCGUUAGCUCCAAGUCAUCUAAUAAUACUGCGGGAUCAUUUCGUCGCAAUGUCAGGCCCAGUCCGACGAAUCCUCGAUCUAAGGGCACCACUCAAACCUCUGCAAAUAAUCGUCGUGUCAAAUCUGGAUCUCAACCUACUGGGGAUGCUACUACCACUGCUAACAAUAACAAUGAAGAGAAAUUUGAUGUUAGUGGAUACGACAAAGAUCUUGUGGAAACACUAGAACGCGAUAUUGUUCAACGUAAUCCAAAUGUUCGAUGGGAUGAUAUAGCUGCAUUAGAUGAUGCAAAACGUUUACUUCAAGAAGCUGUAGUUCUCCCCAUGGUUAUUCCGGGUUUCUUUAAGGGAAUACGUAGACCAUGGAAAGGGGUAUUAAUGGUUGGUCCGCCUGGUACGGGCAAAACAUUAUUAGCUAAAGCUGUUGCAACAGAAUGUGGCACCACAUUUUUCAAUGUUUCCAGUUCUAGUCUAACAAGUAAAUGGAGAGGUGAAUCAGAAAAAUUAGUCCGUCUUUUAUUUGACAUGGCACGUUUCUACGCACCAAGCACAAUAUUCAUGGAUGAAAUCGAUUCAAUCUGUUCUCGACGUGGUGGUGAAUCAGAACAUGAAAGUUCUCGGCGUGUUAAAUCUGAACUUCUAGUGCAAAUGGAUGGAGUAACAGGAGCUACAGGACAAGAAGAGGAUCCUACAAAAUCUGUUAUGGUUCUUGCUGCUACGAAUUUCCCUUGGGACAUUGACGAAGCUUUGCGUAGACGUCUUGAGAAACGAGUGUACAUACCACUUCCAAAUGUGACUGCACGCAAAACUCUGCUGCAAAUCAACUUGAAAGACGUUCCUUUAGCAGAAGAUGUAGAUUUAGACAGUAUAGCUGAACAAUUAGAUGGUUAUUCCGGUGCAGACAUAACGAAUGUAUGCAGAGAUGCUUCAAUGAUGUCUAUGCGACGAGCUAUAGAAGGACUCUCAGUAGAGCAAAUUAAAGGUCUUAAUACUGCUACACUUAAUCAGCCGACACGAAUGGCUGAUUUCGAAGAAGCAGUCGGUCGUGUGUGCAGAUCUGUUUCAGCCAGUGAUGUUGAACGGUAUGAGAAAUGGAUGACAGAGUUUGGGGCUACAUGAACUGCUGAUUUACGUUUACGGAUGUGGACUUAUACCAUUCGCACAUAUUUGAUUGGCUUAUCCAGGUUUUUACCUUGCAAAUAAAUGUACUUCAUUGUCAUAUCUCAAACCUACGUAUCUCAAAUCAUCAGAUUAUAUGGAUACUACAUUCAUGGCUCAAAUGACUGAAUAACUGAAUCCAGCCUUCCAAUUAAUUGCGCUUUACAAUUGAGGAAAAAAUACAUCAAUUGCCAUGUUUUCUUGUUGGUUUACACUCGAACGUGUUGGUUCUCCUCUAUGCUUCCUACCCGUGAUGGAUAUUUUUUCACUUUACAUUAGGUAGAAUGUUUUUGAUUUGAUAAAUCUUGUAUGUCUUUCAGUUGUCCAGAAAUAGGCUAAUACAAUCUUUGUUGAU